GAACUAAUUUAUAAGCACAUGACUUUAAACUUUAAAACAGAAAUACUUUUAGAAAUGAUGUUCGCCCUCAUAGGAUUGCUAGCGCUAGGCGCCGCCCACGGGGCAACAGUGUCAUCGACAUCAUGUACGAACUCCUACAUGUGCGGACAGGAUAUGUGUUGCCGGGCAACAGACGGUCACGUGGUAUCGGAUGAGCCAAUGGGAGGUUUUGGGCCGGUGUUUAUGGGAGAUGGGCAUGAGAACGGCACGUGCAGCAUGAAGAAAGCGCAGAAAGGCGAGGUCUGCGAUUCCUCGUGCAAAUGUGAUACAGGUCUGGCAUGCUACCGACCUGUGAGCGGAGUAUGCUGCCCUCCAAUGCGGUGCUAUGACGAAGCCUAUGUGCAACAGCAACAUGCUUACUGGAACCACUGUAUGCAGGAUCCUAACUGCGCUAUCCCUCCAUAAGCUUGCACGAGGAUUAUCUAAUGGCAUGAAAUAAGAAUAAACCAAAAAUCAAA
Mya arenaria is the source of this 497-nucleotide messenger RNA. RefSeq lists its product as uncharacterized. The transcript is spliced from 3 exons. The coding region runs from base 19 to 444 and encodes 141 amino acids. The record is from RefSeq and is a predicted model, not a curated record. NCBI's taxonomy places the organism in Eukaryota, Metazoa, Mollusca, Bivalvia, Myida, Myidae.